AUGCACCCCUCCGUGGUGCCGCGGCACCGAAGCAGAGCUCACCUGCCCUGCCGCCCUCGACGCGGCUGCUCGUGGCACAGCAGGCUCGGCCGCGGGGCUCCGGCGCUGGCGGCACCGGGCACCCCCGGGGACCGGCGGCAUGGGGCAGGUCCUCCGCUCCGGGACCCUCCGGACCCCCAACGUCCCCGAGCACCCUGCACCCCAGCGGGGGUGGACCUGUGAGGUGGGACCCCAGGGACCUGCCAGGAGGGGACAGCAGGGACCCCCUUGCCAGCUGGGACCCCCCCCCAAGCUGGACUGGCGCUGGGGGUCACCCACACCGGCCGGAGGGACGCAGGUGCUGCAGGGCCGGGGGAACGGCGGGGGCCCCCAGUGCGGGGCCGCGGUGCUAAACCGGGGAGAGGACGGGUGA
Messenger RNA from Nipponia nippon (crested ibis), 412 nucleotides. NCBI's taxonomy places the organism in Eukaryota, Metazoa, Chordata, Aves, Pelecaniformes, Threskiornithidae. The record is from RefSeq and is a predicted model, not a curated record.